This is a messenger RNA of Drepanopeziza brunnea f. sp. 'multigermtubi' MB_m1, 1659 nucleotides long. The record is from RefSeq and is a predicted model, not a curated record. Lineage: Eukaryota; Fungi; Ascomycota; Leotiomycetes; Helotiales; Drepanopezizaceae.
AUGUCCAUAUUCCGACCCCCUAUCGUCCGCUCAGCGAGCGCAGCUCUCGACCGCGCCCUCUUCUCAAAGACGAUACCUAUGGCCGCAGCCCGAGUCGCGAGUCUCAAGAACCUAUCGUGCUACCGCCAGAAACUGGAGAAGAGCAAGGAGUUGAUGCAGCUCGAACGGGUCAUGAAUGUGCGGCCAGAUCCAGAUCCAAGUUUGGCUGAGAAGGGAGGGAAGUGCUUGCUCUUGAAGCCAGAGAUUAAACCCGAAGAAACAGAUCCUACAACCUGGAGCGCGGUUCUACAAGAAGCUGUCGAGAAGGACGAUAUUGGGAUCAUUCCGUAUAAUUUGAAGCUGGACUACAGUUACUGGACAUACCAUGAUGUUAUGACUUCUUUAUUGCCCGAAGAUGCGCAAGGAGAAAUACCUGUUGGAUUUGCAAUCGUUGGACAUAUUGCACAUCUCAACCUCCGGGAUGAAUACCUACCAUACAAAAAAGUUAUAGCCGAAGUACUGGUAGACAAGAAUCCGCAAAUCCGAACCGUGAUCAACAAAGUCGACGAUGUGGGAACACACUCCGUGUUCAGAACAUUUGAGUAUGAAGUCCUUACCGGACCAGAUGAUAUGAACGUCGAGCUGAGCGAAGGCGACUGCAUAUUCAAAUUCGACUACUCAAAAGUCUAUUGGAACAGUAGGCUUCAGACCGAACACAAAAGACUUGUGGAUUCCUUCCAGCCUGGAGAGGUUGUGUGCGAUGUGAUGGCGGGUGUUGGGCCUUUUGCUAUCCCAGCAGGGAAGAAAGGGGUCUUCGUUUGGGCAAAUGAUCUGAACCCGAACAGUUACGCGAGUAUGAAGGAAGCGGUUGUCCAAAACUUUGUGCGCCCUUACUGCGAAGACGGCCACACAUUCAUCCACAAGGCUGCCGACGACCUUCUCCACCUCACCGCGACUAAUCAAAACACCGUCUCUGUACGGUCCAAGGCCAAACGUCCCCGUGGCGCCGCCCCACUCGUUCCAGCUCCCUCGCCCACCCUCGUCACCAUACCUCCGACCAUAAGUCACUUCGUGAUGAACCUACCCGCCACAGCCAUCGACUUCGUCGGCUCCUUCAACGGGCUGUAUCACUCGCACGAAAAACUCUUUACUCCGUACACCGAUGUCAAAUUGCCCAUGGUGCACGUGCAUUGCUUUUCUACGAAGAGUGAUGACAAUGUCAGGGAGACGAUGGAAAUUUGUGAGCGGAUCAGCACGAGGCUGGACUGGGAGAUCAAGCCGGGAGACGAGGAGCUGGUGGUUCAUGAGGUGAGGGACGUGGCGCCGAAGAAGAGGAUGUUCUGUGCGACGUUCCGCUUACCGGCCGAGGUUGCGUUUCGGGAGAGGAGGGUGUUGUCAAGUGUGCACCUAGAUUGGAAGUGGAAGUGGAAGUCUAUGUUUGAUGGACUGGUUGAGAAACUGGUACCACAUCUCGGCGUAACCAAUAUCCGAACCUUAUACUUACUUGCUUACCACCCAGACGCCGAGUCGAAUCCUCAGCAGCUGCUUGUACUUACAGUAGUGGUACCGCCCCUCAAGGCCCCUUGUCCCGCCUCCCGUCCCGAUCCCGGCUGUCCUUGGAAGCAGGCCAUCGCCUACGGCACGGUACGGUACACUCACUGUACCUCACUGUACGCUUGA